Odontomachus brunneus is the source of this 2198-nucleotide messenger RNA. RefSeq names its product pyrroline-5-carboxylate reductase 2-like. The record is from RefSeq and is a predicted model, not a curated record. The transcript has 8 exons. Gene Ontology annotation, molecular function: pyrroline-5-carboxylate reductase activity. NCBI's taxonomy places the organism in Eukaryota, Metazoa, Arthropoda, Insecta, Hymenoptera, Formicidae. The coding region runs from base 678 to 1634 and encodes 318 amino acids. Gene Ontology annotation, biological process: L-proline biosynthetic process.
GAUUAAAGUUUAUUGCGUAACACGAAUCAAAUCUUUCUCCUUCUGCCAAACAAUAACUGGUUAAAUCUAGAUCAGAAAUAAAUUAUUGAGUACUUUUUACGUAAAUUUCAACCGAUCCCAGCUUGUUUACCUUACAUAUAAAUCCGACUUUGUAAUUGGUAUGUAAUUGUAAAAUUGUAAUUUCGAUACUAACGAGUGUAUCCGAGUUUUUCACGAGUCCCUAAGUUAUACAUUUUUUGAUAAAAUUAGCCACUCUUGAUUUUAAAGUUUACGAUAUCACGAAUGAUAUCAAGGUGGGGACGGUGACUCGUUGGUAGUUUUCCGCACCAGAUAGCCCUACUGUAAUCGUAUUUGUUUUGAUAUGUGAACGAGUAGAUACUUAUAUAAGGAUGACCGAAAAUCAUCUUAUGUAGUGAUAAAAUUGUCAACGAAAGCAAACGUAGUCCGGAAUACUGCAUCGAUUACAAUUGACAUCACGUGCGAUCAGCUGUUCGAGUAUCAUUCUGGCGCACGCAUGCCAUCGACGCCCGUCAUCGAAUCUGUAUACGAUGCGAACAUAAUUUCUACAGAGAUUUGGAUUCUACAAAAAGAAGGAAAGCUAUUGAAUAAACAUUCCCUUUUGCUCAUUGAGCUUAGAGAUAUUAUUUAUUUAUUAUAUUAAUCUAACAAAACAAAGGAUGACCGUUGGUCUAAAGACAAUGGGUUUAAUCAGAUUGAGCCGCCGAGUCCGGCGGAGUUUAAAUGUACGCAAUGUGAGUGAUCAACUUCUUGCGGACGGUGAGGUGAAAAAAAGAAGAACAUCGUUGAAUAUUAAUACGAACAUGUUGAAAAUCGGUUUUCUCGGUGGAGGAAAGAUGGCCCAAGCACUCGCGAAGGGUUUCAUACGAGCGGGUUUAAGUAAGGGCGAAAUGAUGUUGGCAAGUUGUCUCCCCAACGAUACGGGAAGUAUAGAGACGUUUAAGGAAAUAGGAUCAAAUACCGUAUUCACUAAUGGUCCUGUCGUCGAUUAUGGGGAUAUCUUAAUCCUCUCGGUAAAGCCGCAAAUUGUUCCAAAAGUUCUUCCAGAGUUGAAAAAUAAUAAGAAAUUACUUAUCUCCAUCGCCAUGGGUAUCCCCUUAGCAUCAUUAGAAAAGGCACUUCCAGAAGGAACACCCGUGAUAAGGGUAAUGCCAAAUACGCCGGCUUUGGUGGGUUGUGGCGCUACAGUGUAUACUCGUGGAAAGCAUGCCGGUGAUAAAGAGGCUGAAAUCGCGGAGAAACUAUUUUCCGCCGUAGGUUUCUGCGAAGAAAUCCAGGAGAAUCUCAUCGAUCCUGUCACCGCCUUGGCUGGCUCUGGUCCUGCCUAUGUGUACAUGAUAAUCGAAGCGUUAGCGGACGGCGGUGUAAAAAUGGGCCUUACUAGGCCUAUUGCAUAUAAACUCGCUGCACAAACUGUUCUAGGUGCUGGUACUAUGAUUCGCGAGACGAAUCUUCAUCCAGGUCAGCUUAAAGAUGACGUAUCUUCGCCGGCAGGGAGUACCAUAGCUGGCAUUCAUUAUUUAGAGCAGCAUGGUUUGAGAUCAGCGCUAAUCGGUGCUGUGGAAACUGCAACGCUUCGAUGUAGAGAAGUUAGUUCACAGAACGAAGAGAAGUAAAGAUAAUUAUGAAGAUACUCCAUGACAAUAAUAAAAGUAAUAUUAUUACACAAUAGUCGCAUCGCUAACAUUAAUGUUGAAGAAUGACACGUAAAUGUAGAUAUCUAUUGAAAAAUUGAAAUAACGAAGAGUACUGUUAUGUGCCAAGAGAUAUAAAUAUUAGAGAUUUCAUUUUUAUUGAGUUGUCACUAAUAUUAUUGAUGAUUAUAUUUCCGUUUCUUUUAAUAAUUUUUAUAAUUGCAAUUUUUAUGCAAUGUAAUUCAUAUUUAUAAAAAAUAUAGCAAGAUAAUGAUCAAUGUUAAAAAGUAAUAAAAAACUCAAAAUUCCACUAUAAAAAAAGUAAUGUACAUAUAAUGUAUAUUAUGCGUGUGCAUUGGUGCAUACUGUGAGAAUGCAAGUUGGCACUGUAUGAUCAAUGGCAUUUUAUUAUCUAAUGUAAAUAUUUUGAACGUCCUUGAAUUAAUUAGAAUAUCUAAAACAUAGCUGCGUGUAACAAAUUUAUAAAUAUUAUGUUAAUAAAUUUAUAGUGUUCAGCUUAAGUUGAACUUAAGCUGAUGUUAACAA